Messenger RNA from Diversispora eburnea, 1359 nucleotides. The record is from the annotation of a GenBank genome assembly. Lineage: Eukaryota; Fungi; Glomeromycota; Glomeromycetes; Diversisporales; Diversisporaceae.
AUGUUUCCCAGUGCUUUUGGAAAUACAGGUCCUUCUGGUGGUUUUGGAACUUCACUUCCUGGAGGUGGAUUUGGAGGUAAUCAACCUAUUCAACCUGCAGUUCCAUUCGGAAACACAUCAACAGCCGGAUUUGGAGGUGGUUUUGGUACAGUAAAUACAAAUACUAAUGCAGCACCCACGUUUGGGUUUUCGGUAAAUCAAACAAGUACACCUUUUGGAUUUGGUGGAAAUUUUAGCCAACCUCAAACAAGUGCACCUUUUGGAUUCGGUGGAAAUUUUAGUCAACCUUCCGUCUCAAAUGUAGGAAAUUUUGGUUUUGGUCGCGGAGCACAACAAACUCAACCUUCUGGCUUUGGACUUUUUCAACCAACCACGUCAAAACCUUCGGGAUUUGGCUUUGGUGGUGGUGUACAACCCGUUCAGCCUAAUAUCUUUGGGGCACAAACUACAACUACGAAUCCUUUUGGCUCGACACAAUCAGUGCCAAAUGCACCUGUUUUUGGUUUGGAUAUAUUUCGUACGCAAAGAUCUUUUGGAUUUACAAGUUCGCAACCACAAACACAAACACAAAUCGGAACGAUUUCACAAACUGGAACGAUUUCACAACAACAAUCAUCAACUCCACAACAAAUGACAACUUAUGAAGAGUUAUCACGACUAAUAAAUGCCUGGAACACUGAGAGCCCAGAAUGUCAAUUUCAGAGUUACUUUUAUAAUAUGGUUCAUCCGGAUGUAGUGCAAUUGUAUACUCCACCACCCAAUAUGCCACAGAGUCUUUGGAAUGAGGCACAAUUAAAUAAUCCAGAUAGGACGAUUUUAGUUCCUGCCCGGGUGGCUGGAUUCGAUGAUAUUAAAAAAAGGCUUGAAAUGCAAGAAGUAAUCACAGCCAAAGCUAUUGCAAAAUUUAAGGAAUACAGUGAACAACUUGAAGAGAUGGAACGUAAACAUAAUUUGGAAACUUUAGUGAGAAUAGAAGAUCGCAAAAGAAAACAUAUUGAGUUGACGCAACGAGUUAUAAAGUUAAUGAGACAGAUCCAAGUGUUAAGACUCAAAGGAACAUUAAUACGUUCAGAUGAAGAAGAUUUAAAAGGACGAUUAGAAGAAAUUAAACAACACUUAGAAAGACCAAAUCUUAAACUUGCAAUGCUUAAAACGCAAUACGGAGUAACCAAAACACAGUGGAGUUCCAGAGAGUCGUUAAUUACUCACAAAUUCAAUGCAGUAGACGGGAAUCAAUUAGAGAAUAUUAUAAAAGUACUUGAUGUUGAACAAACUGGAAUAGUUCACGAUAUUGAGACAUUGAAAAAAGAUUCUAAAGACAUUGAUAUAAUUAUUCGUAGUUUCAAGGAUACAAAAUAA